This is a messenger RNA of Leguminivora glycinivorella, 6176 nucleotides long. RefSeq names its product nephrin (gene sns). The record is from RefSeq and is a predicted model, not a curated record. Lineage: Eukaryota; Metazoa; Arthropoda; Insecta; Lepidoptera; Tortricidae. Bases 299 to 4522 code for a protein of 1407 amino acids. Gene Ontology annotation, biological process: cell-cell adhesion. Gene Ontology annotation, cellular component: cell-cell junction. The transcript has 30 exons. Gene Ontology annotation, molecular function: cell adhesion molecule binding.
CGCGCGUCGGACGUACCGUCGUUCUGUAGACCACCUGUGGCUCGAUCUGGCUUUUGGAUUACAGUGCGUGUAGACUUGUGAUACCAGUUGUGGAUUUGAUAUGUGUAUACUGUGAGAUUUUUAAUUUGAGUUUUUGGUUCAUGUUAUGACUGUGUGUGUAGCGGGUCUUAUCAAUAGGAUAGUGUGAGAUAUGCAGACAUAACCCUCAAGUGACAUAGUGUAGUAGUGACAAUGUGCUAGACAGUGCUAGUAACACAGUGACAGUGACUAAGUAUGUGCAGUGUAGUUGGUAGACAAAAUGUGUACUACGAGGAAUCUGGUAGCUGUAUUGUGUGCGUUGGCGUGCGUAGCCGGUUUCCAACAACAGUACUUCAGGAUAGUCCCCCGAAGCCUGAGGGUCCAUGAGGGUUCGGAGGCAGUUCUAGAAUGUGCUGUCGCUAAUCUGGCUGGACAGGUGCAGUGGGCGAAGGAUGGGUUCGCACUUGGUUUCUCUUCAGUGAUCCCCGGCUACCCUCGCUACACAAUGAUCGGGGACCGUCGGCACGGCGUUUACAACCUUCGGAUAGUGAACUCUUCGUUAGAAGACGAGGCGGAAUACCAGUGCCAAGUAGGGCCAGCGCAGAUGCAUAAGGUCAUAAGGGCCAACGCGUCGCUCACUGUUAUAGCACCCCCCACCUCCGUGGAAAUCACGAACCACCCGAACCCCAAGCUGGAAGUGAAGGAAGGCGAAGACGUGGUUCUGGAGUGUCAAGCGAAGAACGCGAAACCUGCGGCCAGGAUUGUGUGGUACCGCGGGAAUAUCGAGCUCAAAGGAGAUAAAGUGUCCAAGGAGGAGAUACGAGAUGUCGAGAGUCAGAAUGGAAAUCCUAAAAAUACGAGAUACACCACUAUAUCAAGGGUCCAUUUCAAAGCAUCAGCAGACGAUGACUACGCUGAUUUCACAUGCGAAGCUCGACAUGAGGCGUUGCAACGAGAUUCACCUUUACGGAGCACUGUUCAACUAAGUGUGCUAUAUCCCCCCGGAGCCCCGUACAUCGAAGGUUACGCCGAAGGCGAGACAGUGCGACGAGGCCAGAGCUUGGAACUGGUAUGCAGAAGCCGUGGGGGAAACCCACCAGCUCAGCUUAUCUGGUAUAAGAACGGGGAGCAAAUACGGAUGGCUUACAGAACCAGUGGCCGAAUGUCCGAAAAUAUCUACUCGUUCAAAGCAGACGCAUCCGACAACAAGGCUAGGUAUACCUGCGAGGCGAAAAACGUUAUGAUCAGCAACACUUUGAAAGCUGAGAUCGAUCUGACUGUUCUAUUCGCUCCAGCUCACGUCACCAUCACUGGCCCCACAGAAGCCAGAGUUGGGGACCCAGUCCCCCUAACCUGUAGUACUGCCCCUUCUAACCCUGCUGCCGACAUUAAAUGGCUGGUACUAGGGAAGCAUCAUAAAGAAGCUAGCAACAGAACUGUCAUAUCUCAUGAAGGUGGUUGGAUCACUACAUCCAACAUCACUGUGACUGUGGAGAAAGACAGGCGCUCCAUCGUCGUCGUCUGUCAUGGAAUCAACGCGCAACUGACUGAGAACGUUGUUGCUACUCACACCAUCAACGUCCUAUACGCCCCAUCAGCACCAAUGAUCACUGGAUACAUCCCAGGCACAACUCUUCAGGCUGGCACGGUGCAGAAGCUAGCUUGCAUGUCCACUGGUGGCAACCCACUGGCUACGCUCACUUGGUUUAAAAAUGAUAAGAAGAUCCCUCACACCAUAACCCGCACUGCAGACAAGUCAGUCACCGCUGAGAUCUCCAUCUUAGCCAAUGUCACUGACAACCAAGCUCAAUACCGGUGUGAGGCUACCAACAGUGCAACGGAGAUACCACUGUUUGAAACUGUCACCUUGAAUGUGCACUUCGCUCCAGAAACAGUGAAAGUGACAACGGAACCCAGUGAGCUCAAGCCGGGAAUCGAAGCCACACUAUCUUGCAAGUCAGCCGCUAGCAAUCCGCCAGCGACUCUGUCUUGGUGGCGCGAUGGGAUACCCGUUCAAGGUCUCCCAAUGAAGAUGAACCAAGGUCUCUACGGCGGGACGCUAUCCACCAUGGAGCUCAAACUAAACGUCACUAAGGACAUGAAUGGGGCCGUGUACACGUGCCAAGCGAUGAACGAAGCUCUGCAGAGGAGCGUGCACGAUGCUACGUCCUUGAAGGUUUUAUACGCGCCAAUCUUCGACGAAAACACUCCGCCCACCACAGUCGGUGUGGAGAACGAGCCUCUCAUCAUCAUGUUGCGCGCUGAUGGGAACCCUGGCAGCAUCACGUAUACUUGGACUAAGGAUGGACAGCCGAUUACUCAGUCGUCGUAUAGCAGUGGAAACGACCGUAUAAUAUCCGAAGGCUCCAUGCUGAAUAUCACCCGUCUCUCUCGCACCGACGCUGGAGUCUACACCUGCGAAGCCGUUAACUCUCAGGGCGCCGCCACCGCUAACAUCAGCGUCUCUGUUCAUUAUUCAGCGAGCGUAGUAUCAGUCAGUCAAAAUGAAAUAAGAAAUUCUGGUGAAGAUGCUACAUUGGCAUGUACUGCUACUGGUAAUCCACUCACUUCUGAACAUAUCAGAUGGGAGCGAAAAGACUACAAUUUCAAAUCAAGAACCUCAAGUAGCUUUGAUUCUAAAAAUCUCACUAGCUAUUUAAUCAUUAAUCAAGCCACCAAAGAUGAUGUAGGGAACUUCGAAUGUAUUGUAAACAAUGGUAUAGGUGAUAGAGAGAGCAAGCAAGAAGUCAUGUUGGUAGUGAAGACACAGCCAAUGAUGGAUUCUGCUCCUAAUUUGAGCAAGUCUGCCUCUAAUGUUGGACAAGUCGGAAGACUUAUUUGCAAAUGCAAAUCAGCACCAGCACCAAAUUUCACAUGGUCCAAAAACGGAGCAAAGUUACCUGUCAACACUUCCACUAAAUACUAUGCUGAAUACCACAAAAUUGACCCAGUGACAUACAUGUCUAUUCUCCUGAUUAAUGACGUUUCUUCAUCAGAUUACGGAUCUUAUGUAUGUGAUGCUAGAAAUGAACUGGGUUUUGAUACGGCGAAGGUUAAGUUGGAUAUCACUAGUGCACCAGAUCAAGUGAUGUCAAUAUCGGUGACGAACGUAACUUAUAACUCAGUAACUUUGGAAUGGGUGCCAGGGUUUGAUGGUGGCCUUACUACAUGGUUUAGACUUAGAUAUCGUAAACCAUAUGAAGAAACAUACAGAUACGAGGAUGUAUCACCAAGGAAUGCAACGUCGUAUACGAUUGGUGGGCUGGAGAAGAAUACAGACUACGUGUUCUCUGUUAUGGCACUUAACAAAAUGGGACAGAGCAAAUAUAGACCGGAUGAUACUAAAGCCACAACACUUACUUCUUCAGAAGUAGGCGAGUUGAACGUAGUGACCACGGAAUAUGUUGAAACGGCCGACGUGUCCAAGAGCGUAGUUGUAUACGUGUCCAUUACUGGGGCACUUCUAGUCUUAGUUAAUGCUGCGCUAGUCGUUUGUUUUGUUUUUAAACGCCGGUCUAGACGGUUGAAAGAACAAGCGGGCCAAGCGUCAAAAUCAGCGACGAUAGAGAUGUACGCCCCAUCCUCCUACAACGACACGAUGACGGGAGAGACUUUGAGUUCUGUGUCGGAGAAAUCCGAGACGUACUCUCAAGAUGAGGGGAUGGAUGAUAGACAGCCGCCACCGAUACCUGAGGUGCCGAGUAUGCCGAAUAGACAUAUGUUGCAGCAAACCGACGCCUAUCUCAUGGACGACCAAGGCCUAGUCAUCCCCCCACCAUUAGACUACCCCCCUCCGAACUAUGCCGUAUAUGAAGGCGAUCAUGCUAGGACGCUACCCCAUCCACAUAGACAUAAAGAUAUGAGCGGGCAUAGCACGUUGGGCCGUAGCGCAGGCAAACAGAAUUAUGUCCCUGCGCCUUCUCCCAUGCCGCCACUGGAUGGCUCCUAUUACAACAUGGCUUCUGACCGAUACCUCUCUUACCCGCCACUUAUCGGCGAAUACUUGCAGCAACAGCAAACCGGACGAACCCCAACUCCCCCUCAGCAAUACGGAGCAGCGCCUUUGCAGAAGCAUAUGCUGAAUGGAAUGAGCGGGUCACCAUCGCACGUCGCCAGUCCGCCUAUGAGCUAUGGAAUUGAUGUGCCCUUGGACCGACAAUCCGCAGGUGGUACUCUCAGGCGACGAAACGAAAAAAUGGCUCCAGUGCCCCCACCAGAUGUCACUGUACUACAUCCUGGAUGCAAUCAGCACCAGCUCUCCCAAACACCAGUGCCAAAGCAACCCCAGUCCAUUCUAAAGGACCCAUCGAGGCACAAAUACGGAAACCAGUACGGCAGUCCCAUUUCCUCAAGCACGCCACAGAGCAACUCCAGCCAGAUCCUCACAGUCCAAAACCUCACUUCAGAUGUACCACAAUACGGUACCAUUAGGAAAGAAAACAAAAAACAAAACGUUACUAUAGAUGAAUCUUAUAACAAAAGGAGUGAAACGCACGUGGUAUAAGUGUUAGUGUAAAUACAUUUAGGUUAUGUAGAUAGACUUAAAAAUUUAUUCAAUGUGAUAAGUGUAGAUAGUGACGGUGUGAUUUUUGGUACGGUUGUACCUGGACUUAAAACGUGCAUUGCCUUACAGGCAUAAACGGUACAGGAACGUUUUGUGCUUGAAUGUGCCAAAAUGGCGAAGGACAAUUUUUGAGAACGUUAUGGUGUGAAUGAGUCUUAUUGCGGUUUUUAUUUUUUAUUUUAUCAGAAUUGCACUUAGAAUGAACAUUGCUGGACAUUUUGGUGAUUUUAAAUACAAUUCUGUUAAAAUCAUGUUUGCCUAAAUGGACGAAUUACGUAAUUGUGUUUUUAAACUAAGGAUUGGGAUAAAUCAAAGUCAUGCCAUCUUUUUUCAUGAAUAGAUAAAGAAGAAAAUGUAAGUUUGUUGAUUGAUUGUGUCAACUGUUUGACAAGGUACAAGAGCAGGUAUAUGAUAUUUAUUGAAUUGUGAAGUACCAUAAAAUAAUUUAUUACAACCUUGCCUUUUUACGCCAUCAUUGAUUGAACAACGAAUAUUUUCUUCUUUGUCUAUAUCUUCGGUAGACAUUAAAUAUGUUCUACAUUUGGUCAAUUUUGAAAGCGUAUCUUUAUUCCAUAAUUAUUUGUUAAGUACUUCAUUUUGUGGUACUACUUAAUUAAGAUGGCUGAUUUUGCAAUAAGUACUUCAAGUAAAUAAUGAUUUUGUAAUACAAACAUUUCACAAAGUUAAACACUCAAUCAAUACGUUUCUAGAAUCCUUGAAUAGAAUUUCAAAUAUCAAAUGUGAUUAAAGUAUAAUAGGUGUCAAAAAUAGAAACAAUAAUUGAUUUUAUAGAAUUUAUUCUAUAGUAAAACUAAUUUACUUGAAGUACAAAACAUUUUUUCAGUAAUGACACGUCAUUAUUGAUACCCUAAUGAUUGACUGACUUAUCAAUAUUAUUGUAAAUUUAAUUAACGUCCACUCUUAAGCGAAUUAUUGGAAAUACUUCAUUGUCCAAAAUCAUUUUAGAAUAAUUUACUAAUAUUUGUUUUCUCUUCGAAAUGUUUGCUGAUUGAAAUUAACGUAAUUUGUAAUACGAACGAUUCCCGCGAAGGAUCUCUUUUGAUUAAGUUUUAAAUAGAUUUUCUUAUUAAUUGUUGAUAAAAUUGAUCUUGAUCUUUUUACAAAAUUUAUGGGAGAAUUUUGAAUUUGCCCAGCGGCGGUUAAAUCGUCGUUUGUUUUUAAGAUUUUUCAAUGAUAGCCCUUGGACAUUCGAGAAUCUAUAGACUGAGAAUCAAAUUAAAAUACCAUUUUUUAUCAGUGAUCGUCAAAUGUUUCUUAUUUACUUAAUUGACGUUUAUUAUUAAAAUCAGACUCAAUUUUCAAUCUCGAUUGUUCAAGCGUUUCAUUCAGAAUAUUGCAUUUAUUGUUAUUAAAAUGAAAUUGAAUGUUUGCUGUUUCUAUUUGAUAGCAAAUUUUAGUUAAUUUCCAAAUAAAUUAAAGGUUUGCUAGUGUUUGGACUGUAUUCUCAAUUAUAAUUAAAAUAUUGUGUGAAUAAUGACCUACAUUUUGACUCUGAUGAUACUAAACGUAUCUUUACUUUAGGUUUUAGUUACUAAAAUUGUACUGCCAAAUUUUCAUUUUGUAUAAUUUAAAU